Verruconis gallopava is the source of this 1364-nucleotide messenger RNA. RefSeq lists its product as uncharacterized. Gene Ontology annotation, biological process: DNA synthesis involved in DNA repair; DNA-templated DNA replication. NCBI's taxonomy places the organism in Eukaryota, Fungi, Ascomycota, Dothideomycetes, Venturiales, Sympoventuriaceae. The transcript has 2 exons. Gene Ontology annotation, molecular function: DNA-directed DNA polymerase activity. Bases 171 to 776 code for a protein of 201 amino acids. The record is from RefSeq and is a predicted model, not a curated record. Gene Ontology annotation, cellular component: delta DNA polymerase complex.
UCUUGGCGUCGGGGUCGCGUUCUGUCACCUGGGAAACGAGCGGACCGUGCUCACUCACCACCGCGGCCAAUGCCUGUGAACGUCACCACCAAAAAGACCGGCCAGUGUUUCUCACCACCGCAGACCCCGUAGCAUCCAAAGGGAAGACCGACGCCGUGACUGAAUAAAACAUGCCCGCAGCAAAACGCCGCACAUCGGGUGGCCCGACCGCGUCCUCGAAGGCGAAGUCGAGAUCGCAAUCUACCCUCGCCUUCCAUGGCAAGUCCAACAAAAUCACCAAGCCCGGGAGUGGGAUCGCAUCGGGCAAGCUAAAACAAGAUUCGCCGGCUUUGGGCCCUGCGGAUGCGAUUGAGAUUCCGACCGAGGCGGAGCCCGACGUCAAGAAGUCGACGACUACGGAGGUUUCGAUCGCGAAGCAAGCGAAGACAGAAGCGGAGGCGCCGCUGACGCCAGAAGAGGUGGAGGCGAGCAAGGUGAAGGAGGCGCAGAUCAAAAAGUACUGGCAGGAGAAGGAAAGUCUGAGGAAGGCGCCAAGAGUGCAUCAGGACGGCCUCAGUCUGCACGAGAAGAUCUGUAGAGAGUUCGACACGGACGGGCGGUAUGGCCCGUGCGUAGGAAUCGCACGGAUAAAACGAUGGAAGAGAGCGCAUAAGUUAGGCUUGAAGCCACCAAUCGAAGUCUUGGCGGUCCUUCUGCAGGAGCAGGAAGAGGAGAACGUCAAGGCACAACAUUCGCACGUGGAUGAGCUGAUGAGCUCGAGGUUUGCUGAAGUUUGAUUUCGUACGGAUUUUUUGCAACGACGAAGAGAUGUUGGCGCUCGUUAUUACGAUCGUGUUUCGGAUAGCUCGGUUGCUAAGGUUUUGAUCAGCAUGCGUCAGUUCUCUUUCUCUUAUCGUGCGGUCCAUCGGAUCGCAUGCCCAUGGACAGACAAGUUAUCAUUUUCAUGGCAAUGGAUGCUGAAUCGCGGUACAGUGCAUCCUGCUGGGUCUAGACUGGGACAUACAUAUCCAAGCAAAUCUCGGUCCAAGCUUUAGUGCGACCAUCUUACUUGAAGGAUCCCUAUUGACUGAAUGCUUGCUUCUUUUGAACAUGAGGAAGUGGAUUGCAUCCACGUUCAGUUCAUAUUUGUUGGUAAGCCAUGUGAUACUCCAGUCUUAGAUUUAAAUGAUAAGCAACUCCGUAACGUCUUCAACAAAAUGAGCAUGAAGGAUACUGAAUGACGGAGAUCGGUCGAUAAAUGCAUCAGCCUUCAUUUCUUCACGUUGCAACGACCGCCAAAGCCAAAGGGAUGUCGAAGACGAGAUCUAGAUUGCGAAAUGCGUUUAAAUAAUCUAAGCGAUUUGCUGUCAUGCAGCCAAUGCACC